This is a messenger RNA of Verticillium nonalfalfae, 1143 nucleotides long. RefSeq lists its product as uncharacterized. Gene Ontology annotation, cellular component: extracellular region. The transcript has 6 exons. The coding region runs from base 1 to 1143 and encodes 380 amino acids. The record is from RefSeq and is a predicted model, not a curated record. Gene Ontology annotation, molecular function: hydrolase activity. Lineage: Eukaryota; Fungi; Ascomycota; Sordariomycetes; Glomerellales; Plectosphaerellaceae.
AUGCUUUCACGCGUGUACAUGCUUUUCCUCGCCUUCUGCCAGCUCUGUCUGGCAGCGGAGAUCGUUCCUCGAGCGACUUUCUCCGAGGUGACUGGCUUCGGUGCCAACCCGACGAAUACCAAGAUGUACCUAUGGGUCCCCAACAACCUUGCGCCCAACCCCGCCAUCGUCGUCGGAAUUCACUGGUGCUCAGGCAAUGCGCAGGCCUACUAUCAAGGCUCCAACUGGGCUCGUCUCUCUGAGACUUAUGGCUAUAUCGUCAUCUACCCGAGCACCGCAUACACUGCAAGCAACUGCUGGGAUGUCUCGUCGCAGAAGACGCUGACUCGAGGAGCUGGCGGUAACAGUGACUCGAUCGCCAACAUGGUCAAGUACGUCACCGCUCAAUAUGGUGCUGACGCCAGCCGAGUGUUUGUGACUGGCAUUUCGUCCGGAGCUAUGAUGACGAACGUUAUGGCUGCCACAUACCCCGACCUUUUCCAGGCUGGUAUUGCUUAUGCUGGCGUCCCCGCCGGCUGCUUCUCUUACGGCACCACCGAAGCGGGCUGGAACAGCACUUGUGCGAACGGCCAGUCCAUCACAACUCCGGAGCACUGGGCCGCCAUCGCUCGUGCUAUGGCGCCUGGUUACACUGGCCGUCGCCCGCGCAUGCAGGUUUAUCACGGUGACCAGGACGCGGUGGUGUUUCCCCAGAACUACUACGAGACCAUCAAGCAGUGGGCUGGUAUCUUUGGAUACUCGACAACCCCCCAACAGACUAUUUCUAACUUCCCGCGGAGCCCCUACAAUAAAUACGUCUUCGGUCCCAACCUGGAGGGAAUCCUUGGUGUCGGUGUCAGCCACAGCAUUGAUGUGUUUUUCGAUGAGGAUCUGAAAUGGUUUGGUUUCACGCCUCAAGACCCCCGCGACAUCGACAGCAGGCCCUACAAGCACAACGAGGUCGACGACCACGUCGACAGUGGCCCCACCAGUGCCGACCACCAUUGCCACCCUCACUACCGCCGUCACGACGACAGCUCGGCCGACCACUACGGCCUCCGGGCAAGCACCUCAAAAGCGCUGGGGCCAGUGCGGUGGCCAGAACUGGAGCGGCCCAACAGUUUGCGAAAGCCCUUGGACUUGCCAGGUCCAGAACAACUGUAA